Messenger RNA from Colletotrichum spaethianum, 1308 nucleotides. RefSeq lists its product as uncharacterized. The record is from RefSeq and is a predicted model, not a curated record. Lineage: Eukaryota; Fungi; Ascomycota; Sordariomycetes; Glomerellales; Glomerellaceae. Bases 1 to 1308 code for a protein of 435 amino acids. The transcript has 3 exons.
AUGUUGUUUAGCGACUGCUUCAUGCGCUUGCCGCCCACGACGGCGGUUCUGCUUCUCAGCAGUGUCUUCACUCUCACCGAGGCCGGCGCUCUUCCUCGCCAGACACAAGCACACAUUGCCCUACGGACACUAGACGUUCGUGACUGGCCACUGGCCACGCCAGCACCAUGGCUCGGCAUGAUGAGGAGGCAGGAAGACAGCAGCACGAACACCAUCUGCGGCUACGUCGGUGGUGACCCGAACCUUCCCGCGACAUGUUCCGCCGGAUCUCAUUGCGCCAUGGACGCCUCCGCCUCCGCCGUCGGCUGCUGCCCGAACGGCGCCGCCUGCACGACGGGCGUCUAUACCAGCUGCGUCGACGACAGCAGCCCGACCCAAACAGCAUCGGACCCGUACAUAUUUACAUGCCAGGGAUCCAACGUGUGCUACCGCAACUCCUUUGAGGGAGGCGCCUACCAGUAUGGAUGUGGUUCGACAACCCAGGGUAACACUGUGUACCCCACCGCUUCGGGACUCAGCACAACGGUCUCGAUCACCGAGAUCUCGGGCCUCGUCACAAGAGCGGCGACGUCAUCGUCGACCAGCUCUUCCAGCAGCUCGAGCACUUCGUCGACAACCUCCACUACCAGUUCGAGUUCAUCGCAAACCAGCUCUAGCUCUUCGACAAGCUCAACCUCAAGGUCGUCGACAACGGAAUCAGCGAUGCCCACCGCCGAAGCUUCCUCCCCGCCUUCUUCCGCCGCUGGCCCGCCGCCCGGCGCGGCCGCGGCGCUAAGACGCCACGGUGGCAUCAUCGGCGGUGUCAUUGGCGGUGCUGCCGUCUUCGUCGCCAUUGUCUCGAUGGCUCUCUGGAUGCGCAAGCGCAAGCGCGGUAACCAGCGUCACGGACCUGGUGUUGGCAAGGGCCCGACCUAUGUUCCGGAGCCCAACUCCAAGGAGUUUGCUCCCGUCCCUGGCGGCGAGAUGAUGUUUGAUCAGGCAGGCUACGGGCACCCAUCCAUGAUGCCCGGCGCCCACGGCACGACCACCUCCAUCUCGGGAGGCAAAGCCGCCACCACACCGCCGUCGUCCGCUCCCGGGGCUAUAACCCUGCCAGCGAACGAAAUCGACGAGUUCUCGCAGGGCUACCACGACGCCGUCACCCCCGGGCAUGAAGAGCACCGCGCAACAAGUUCGGGAAGCAACACUGGCGGGAAUCCCUAUGGCGCCGGCGCCGGGGCGAAUUCCGAGCAGCAGGCCGAUGUAGCGGACGAAAGGCCGCUGUGGCAGCAGAACCGCAGGCAAAGUCGGAACCUGAGUUGGAUGUGA